AUGGUUAGCCACCUUUUUACCUGGCUGGGAAGCAGUAAGCCCGAAUCCGUCGGCGCCACGUCCACCAUCAUGGCGGGAACGAGCCACCUUCACACGCCAACCAGGCUUGCACUAGUGUCCGUGGCAGCAGGGCUGGUACUUUUGCUCCUAUGCCGCCAAUUCCUGCACCCAUUGGCCAAGGCCCCAGGCCCGAUCCUCGCACGGUUCACGGGCAUGUGGCGCAACUGGUACUACCUGCGGGGCCAGUGGCAUGACGUGGUGCUGGCGUUGCACGCGCAGUACGGGCGGGUGGUGCGGAUCGCGCCCAACGAGGUGUCCAUCGUGGACAAGGCGGCGGCGCGGGCGCUGUACGGCCAUGGCACGCAGGUGGUCAAGACCGACUGGUACGAGACCUGGGACGUCCCCGGCACGGCCUUGGGGCUGUUCGCAACGCGGGACCGGACCGAGCACAGCUUCUUCCACCGGCGUGUCUCGUGCGCCUUCUCCAUGACCGCUAUCCUCGAGUUCGAGGCCUAUAUCCAGGGCUGCUUCGACCUUCUGCUAAGGCAGCUGGCCGCUCGUGCAGACAGUGGGAAAACCGUCGACAUGGCCGAGUGGACCGAUGCCGUCGCCUACGGCAGCCAGCUAGGGCACGUCCGCACCGGCUCCGACGUCAUGGGCAUCCGCCAGGCCAUUCUCACGGGCUUCUUCUGGAUGGCCAAUCUGGGCCACUACCCCGGCAAGAGCCGCUUCCUCCACUUCCGGCAGUGGAGCGUUAACUGCGUUCGGGCCCGGAUGCAGGAGAGCGCCGCACCCACCCCGGGGAAGUCCACCCGCAAGGACAUGCUUCAUCACUUCGUCCAGAUGAAAGAUGCCAAUGGGAACCCAGCGUCGGAGGGGGAGGUGCUCAUCGAGGCCAUGAAUAUCAUGUACGAACUGAACCAAACAGACCCCGCCGAGAUCGACGAGUACUUCGCCGCCCGACCGGGUCAGCAGGGAAUCCCCUACAGCGAGGCCCGACAGCUGCCGUACCUGCAGGCAGUGGUGUCCGAGGCGACGCGCCUGCACCCCAGCAUUGUCACGCGAUCCCUGCUGGCACGGCGGUUGGCAUCAGCCCGCGGGCCCAGAACCGCGAUCGCGCCGUUUGGGGGCGAAGACGCCGAUCGCUUUCGCCCGGAGCGAUGGCUUGAGGACCCCGUCCGCGCCCGCUACUUUGAGUCGGUCACGAUGACCUUCGGUGGGAAUGGGCCCCGCAUGUGCAUUGGGCGUAAUAUUGGCUUGGUUGAAAUGCUGAAGUUCAUCGCCCUGAUGUUGCAUACCUUCGAAGUCGAACUUGUGGACACCACCCGCCCGUGGUGGAUUGAGUCCUUUUGGUUUGCCUACCAGCAUGAGAUGUACGUGCGUCUCUGA
This is a messenger RNA of Aspergillus eucalypticola CBS 122712, 1389 nucleotides long. RefSeq names its product cytochrome P450. Bases 1 to 1389 code for a protein of 462 amino acids. The record is from RefSeq and is a predicted model, not a curated record. The transcript is spliced from 5 exons. NCBI's taxonomy places the organism in Eukaryota, Fungi, Ascomycota, Eurotiomycetes, Eurotiales, Aspergillaceae. Gene Ontology annotation, molecular function: iron ion binding; heme binding; oxidoreductase activity, acting on paired donors, with incorporation or reduction of molecular oxygen.